AUAUUUGACAGCUGCUGUCAAGCGCACAAAGACUUUUCGCAAAAUAAAAAAUAGUGCGGCUGGUCAAAGCAUUUAUUUUUGUUAUAAUUAUUAAUAGUGAAUUAAAUUAUUGAAAUACAGCAGUAUGGAACCAAUGGCAUUAGGAAGUCCAAGUGGUAGCCCGGCUACAAACCAAUAUUUACCAUCAUUUCUGCUGGGGGAACAGCAAACUCCUACAACUCCAAGGAAUAACACACUGUCACCAAAUAAGGCGGGAGCAAGAAAUGUCUCGUUUGGAUUUGCCACAUCUCCUAGUGGAAUGGCAGCAAACUCUCCACAAGAUUAUAACCGUUCUGUGUUAGGCCAAAAAACCCUCUUCGGCGGAUACCAACAAACACCACCAACUAUUCAAAAUAUUAACAACUAUCCAGGAACACCGAUCCAGAGUCAUAAUGCUAGUAUGUCGGGUCCACCUACACAAGGUUUAUUCGAUUCUUUACGCAAUGAACGCAAUCAAGUUCAAACACCAACACGCUCUCUGCAACCUCAAAAUCAAUUUGGAACACCAGUUAUGGGUCAGCAUAAUGCUAGUAUCAGUUCGGCAUAUAACAUGAAUCAGAGUACACAUCAACAACAAUUGUCCAACACUCCAGCUGGGCAGUUUAACGAAUCGUACAUGGGUAAUAAUGCUUCUUUCAAUGUCUCACGAAUGGGAGUUAUGUCUCCAUUAGUACCGGGAACCCCCAAUGCCAACAAUACAGGGGUUAUUAAUGCUUCCCUGAUGAUGCAGUGCCCUUCACAGCCACGUUAUACAGAAUUCUGGGUGACUGUUUUCGGAUUUCCAUCUAGUGCCACAUCGACUGUAUUGCAACAUUUUGCCCAAUGUGGCACUAUUGUUGACAAAGUAUUUCCUUCUCAAAAUGGUAACUGGGUGCAUUUAAAAUACUCUUCACGUCUGGAAUGCGACAAAGCUCUUAAUUACAAUGAGAAAAUAUUAAAUAACAAUAUAAUGAUUGGUGUAACACAGUGCAAAGACAAAAGUAUAAUUGAUAAAGAAAAUCUAUGUGAAAAUAAUGCAAACUCAAUAACUCCAAAAGUGCGACCUUUGGCCCAAACCGCAUAUAAAAGUGCUCAAAAUGAUACCUCCGUUGUGGCGGGUGUCAAUGCUCCACAGAAGAGUUCUGGUAUAAUGAACAAAGCUAUGGACUUAUUUUUUGGUUGGUAAAUUUUUUUUAAACAAAUUACAUCAUAAGGCAUAUUUUUACAUGUUACAGUUAGUCAAUCACUGUUUCGAAAUUUAUAAUUUGUUUACCUUUGUACAACAACAAUUUAUGUGAAUGUUUUCAUUAUUACCAGUUAGUUUAAUUUUAUACUUUUCAUUAAUUGCAAUUUUAAAUUUGUUUCCUAAUGAAAUCUUAAAAAUAUAAAAGAAAAAAUGUU
Lucilia cuprina (Australian sheep blowfly) is the source of this 1419-nucleotide messenger RNA. RefSeq names its product nucleoporin Nup35 (gene Nup35). Gene Ontology annotation, molecular function: single-stranded DNA binding; structural constituent of nuclear pore; phospholipid binding. Bases 125 to 1204 code for a protein of 359 amino acids. Gene Ontology annotation, cellular component: nuclear membrane; nuclear pore nuclear basket; nuclear pore central transport channel. The record is from RefSeq and is a predicted model, not a curated record. Lineage: Eukaryota; Metazoa; Arthropoda; Insecta; Diptera; Calliphoridae. Gene Ontology annotation, biological process: NLS-bearing protein import into nucleus; nuclear pore organization; regulation of DNA-templated transcription. The transcript has 2 exons.